This is a messenger RNA of Eriocheir sinensis (Chinese mitten crab), 4905 nucleotides long. RefSeq lists its product as uncharacterized. Lineage: Eukaryota; Metazoa; Arthropoda; Malacostraca; Decapoda; Varunidae. Bases 184 to 3540 code for a protein of 1118 amino acids. The record is from RefSeq and is a predicted model, not a curated record. The transcript is spliced from 16 exons. Gene Ontology annotation, molecular function: polyamine oxidase activity.
GACCUCAUGAAGAAGAUAUAAAAACGAGCCAACGGGAUCGCGAUCGGCCCAGACCGCACGUUGCUCUGGUUCGGUUGUGACUGCGCCUUGCUCUCGCAGACUCUGGUAGCGCGCGAUCGGAGAGGAAGUGAUAUCAAGUGUUCGUCAAGUGCUCACCGGAAGGGUCAAGUUGGCUACGUCAGGAUGGCCGAGUGGACGGAGUGGCGACGAAGGUGGCGGUGUCUCAGCGUGGCCGCCGUGCUACUAGUAACCUCGGCCCGCCCCAGCACCUCCGCCUCCCUACCAGAGUCCAAGGAUGCCGCGGGGUCUGAGUCUUCCCGCGUCCAGCCUCAAAACACCAGUGAGUCCUCGGUGCUUGAAGGGAACACCGCCGUGACCAAAGAAGAACUGGAAACUACAACACUCGAAGCAACAGCGGACGCAGAUACGGAGAGUGACACGGCCCAGGACACUCUCAACAAAUACACGAAAAAUGACACCGACGAUCAAGCUCAGACUCCACCCAAGCGAAGUAACGCCACAUACCUCACCUCCUCAGCGAAUGUGGUCACUCUGGCGGAGGUGAAGAGACGAAUGGCACAAAACAAGAUCAGUAUGGAGGACUUUCACCCAGAAGUUGUUGAGAGUGAGCUUCAGCAACUCUUAGCCUUCUUCGACCCGGCCAAGCAGAACGGGAGGAGCGACCCACCACCCAACAUGAGUCUGUGGGAGUACCUGGUGAACUACGUGACUGGUACAGCACAUCCUCCCCCGCGGCUUGAGUUACGGCAGUCUUACUUGAAGGUGGAGAGACCCGCCCCACUGCACCCAUGCGAGACAGUGCCGGGAGACUACAAUGAGUGGUUCCGUGAGGCUGCCCCGCUGCGGGUGGUGGUGGCCGGCGGGGGCGUGGCUGGCCUGGCCGCCCUCACCUCCCUCCUCAGGCUGCAGGUGCCCGAUGUGCUCCUUCUUGAGGCCACUGACCGGAUAGGCGGCCGAGUGAAGACAGUCAGACACGGUGAGUGGGUAGCCGAGGAGGGUCCCAGUGUGAUCCAGGGUCGUCGCGAGAGUCCCUUGUACUACAUCGCCCAGGAGGAGGGAAGCCUGGGCCCACCUGUUCAUAACGUGCUUCAGGCCGAGAUGGUGGUGACGAGCAGAGGGGAUUCGGUGCCUCGAGCGGUCACGGAGCUUCACGCCGGGGUUCAGCAGCGCCUGUACCACGCCCUCAGUAGCGGGGAGCUUGAGCAGUACUACGGCCGCUCGCUGGGGGACUUCCUAAGCAGCAGGCAUCAGGAGCUGUGGGGGCCGGCGAGGGACUUGAGUGACCGGGCCGCGUCCCAGCACAUCGUUCAUCAGGCCAUAAACUCCAAAUUCGGGUCCUGGAGUUGGUUCAAUGUGUCUGCCAGAGAUGUCGACAACCUGGAGGUGGGACGCGAUCACUCGUGGCUUGGUGGCAUGGAUGGCCUGGUGAAUGCCCUGCUGGAUCAGGUACCGCAAGGACAGGUGAAGAUGCUCAGUCCUGUGUGCCGAGUGUAUUGGGACCUUCCCGGGGGCCGCCAAGCCCUGGUGGUGUCUGCCGAUGGGUCCUCCUACCUGGCUGAGCGGGUACUGGUGAUGCUCCCGCUGGGUGUGCUGCAGGAACAACACCAUCGGAUGUUCGUUCCGCCGCUGCCCACCACCCUCUCCAGAGCUCUGAUGGCUGUGGCAUCCGGGUCCGCCAACAGACUCAACCUGGGCUGGGCCGUGCCGUGGUGGGGCAGCAAGCCCUUCUACAUGGUGGUCUUCUGGAAGAACAACGAUUUCCCUCCAGAAAUGGACUGGGUGUCGAACAUCGUGAAGGUGAGGAGCACCGACCACCACUCCGCCAUGCUGGAGAUGACUGUAACGGGCGAGGCGUCGAGUAUAAUGGAGACGCUCAAACCAGAAACAAUCAUCUCCCACCUUGUCACCUUCCUCCGAGCCACCAACAAGAAGAACAUCGUGCCUUUGCCGCUGUUCUUCCACAGGUCCAAGUGGUGUGAGAACAAGUGGGCGCGAGGGUCCUACCAGUCCUAUGCGGUCCCAGGGAAGGGCGGACUCCACCUCCAGGAUCGCUCUUCACUUGUAGAGCUUCGCAACUCCAAGAAGAUUCAGCCUGUCUUCUUCGGGGGCGAGCACACCUCCAGUGACCGCUUUGGCACAGUGGAUGGGGCCUUUGUGUCUGGGGUGGAGGCAGCGCUCUGGGCGGCGGGUCAGCUGGAGCAGGAAAAAAAGAAAAACAGUGGAUCAAAAUCUAACUGUCCAAAGCCCAGACUAGUGACUUACAGAGACCUAAUACACUCUAGCAACCACUUCCAAAGCUUGCCCUCUUGUGACGAUGCUGAGGCAGGGGUAUCCUCCAGUACUCAGCUUUCCAAGGAGAGGAAAAAGAUGAAGAAGAGAAGGAAAAUGAAUGAGCAAUCUCAGAAUCCUCCACAAAGCUCUUCUCAAAAAUCUAAACUACCAACAAGUCCUGAGCUGAGGGAACAUUUGGCUUUGAAGACGGUGAGUAGUCCGGCCUCAGGUGCAGAGGUAGUUAUAGACAAGCUUACCAGUGAGGAAACAUCGGAUAUGAGGGUAACUUACAUUGAUGCUGAGGAGAAACAUGCAACGGACAGACCAAGCGACCAAAAAGCUACGGAAAUAGUAGAUAAGAAACUGGUCUAUGAAGAAUCCCAUAAUAACACAAGGAUAAGCGUGUCAUUUGAGGACAUCAUCGAGAGACUUGUGAGAGAACUGAGUAAGCCAAUGGGGGACUCUGAUGGAUCUGAGGGAAGUCUUGCCGGUGCUGUGAGGAAGGCAAAGCAGAAAAAGAAUAGAUUUAAAAGGAAGAGAACACAAAAUAGAAAAAAGCAAAAUCAUAACCAGGGAAGCAUCAGAAGGAGAAAGAACAAUGGCAACAUUCCCCCAUCCGACGAGACUUCGAUGCGUGCAGUCUCUCCACAGUCCAUCAUUAACGAACAGAAAGGAGAGACGCACCUCCACUUCUAUAUAUCCAACCCCAAACCCACUCUGAGGCCUGCCAUGUCGAUCCCAGAAACCACCAGAAAGGAAACAUCACAUCAAAAAGAGACCACUGCACCCUUCCUACCCAACAAAUUCACAGAGACAAGCGCCACAGGAUUAAGGGUAACGUACCAUAAUUUCCAUCCUGAUAUGCCUCUGUUAUCAAGAUCAGGUACAAACCAGAGUGAAGCGAUUCCUUAUCCUGUCCCUCUGAGGCCAAGCUGGAAUGGUAGUACGUCUUCAGAUGAAACGUUUUCCAUUGUCAGUAAUGAGAGUUCCUCGGUAAGACACACUGUUAUGCGACUGGAGAGCAACAGUGAGAUUCCGAAUGUCACGCGGGUUAGCCCAUCCCACGCCAGCACUCAUGUCUCCUCAGCUGGGCCUCCACACACGACAAAAACUGACAGUAGUAAACAGAGGGGAAGUAUCACACCUCCCAAUAAAGUUAACAAAAGAAGAAGGAAGAAAAAGAAUCACAGAAGCAGAAGAAAGAUGCAAAAUAGGAAGAGGAGGAGGAGGACUUUCAAGAAUGAAUGAGAUGAGAGAAUAUUCAACAGAGGGAAAGUAUCACACCUCCCAAUAAAGUUAACAAAAGAAGAAGGAAGAAAAAGAAUCAUAGAAGCAGAAGAAAGAUGCAAAAUAGGAAGAGGAGGAGGAGGACUUUCAAGAAUGAAUGAGAUGAGAGAAUAUUCAACAGGGAGAAAGUAUUACACCUCCCCAUACACUUACCAAUAGAAGAAGGAGAAGAAAAAGAAGCACAGAAGCAGAGGAUACAAAAUAAAUGGAGGAGGAGGCAGACUUUCCAGAAACAACAGAGGAUAGAUCACUCUUGUCCAGAAAUGACCCAAGUGAACAGCCAGAAAUUAUGAGUUAGCAGCCAAAACAAAUACAACAUUCAGCAUAAAAACAAGGAUAUAAAUCUCUUAUUAUAAUUGGCUGAACUCAAGAACACAGGCGCUAGACUUGCUGAGGAAUACUUUCUUGUUAAAAACCAAGUAAACUUUCUCCCACAUUUAAGAGUCAUAGGGCCGUAUUACAAGUCAAACCCAAGAAGUUUCGGGUCUCUAGAAAGGUUGGUUUAGGGGCCAUACUGCAAGUUCAAUCCGAGAAGGUUCGGGUCCCUACAAAGUUUGGGAUGAAUAACUCUGUAGGGACCUGAAACUUUUCGUAUUGGACUUGUAUUACGGCCCCUAAACUGACUUUUGUUGGGACUCGAAACUUCUUGGGUCUGACUUGUAAUACGGCCCAUAACGUUACAUCCAGAAUCAGAUUUUCCAUCACGCCAUAAAAGGUGCAGUUCUUCUUUACAAGCCCAAGGUUAUGGACUCCAGGAGUGGUUCAUGAACCCUUGAGCAAGAAGCAAAUUUAUUCAGUUUUAAUGACAAGAAAGUCUGUUUCUGGAACCUUUAAAAUGGGUAUGUAACUGGUAAUGACAAAGUACUGUGGUAGAGAUGAUUCUAAGUAUUAGAAUCAUGUCUAAUCAGUGGCAGCACCUUGCACGCACAGGUUAAUCUAGAUGCCAAAAGUCCCUUGCAGCAAAUCCUUCCCUACACUCUCCUGUCCAAGUGCUAUGGUCCUUGCCACCCAUGGUAAGAUGUUUGCAUUCCAUGUGUAUUUUUUUAAUUAUUAAUAUAUUUUGUCUGCUGUUACUGGGCAUUUGUAAAUAGGCUUAAGAUUUUUUAUAACAAAUACAAUCUUAGUGGAUAACACCUUGUUAUCAUCCAUGUUUCUUUGGUAAUGAUUAUUCUUACACGCUGCUCAGCUGACUAACACUGCCAGUAAGGAGCCAGGAAACUGAACACACCAAGUCUGAACUCGUCACAAUUUACAGAUUGUUGGCAAACCACUUGCCUGGCAAUUAUGGUGACUGUGCAGCACUGAACAGUAAACGUGAAUGUCAGU